UACUCCACCGACAUCCCGCCCACGGGUACUGUUGACUUCAUUGGAAGCUGCUACUUCACAGAAAUCUGCAAAUGCAAACUGAAGAACAUCGCAUGCUUGAAAUGUGGUAACAUUGUAGGUUAUCAUGUGAUUUCUCCAUGCAAACCUUGCCUGCUCUCCUGCAAUAACGGCCACUUCUGGAUGUUUCAUAGCCAAGCAGUCUUUGGCAUCAACAGACUAGAUUCCUCUGGUGUCAAUGUAUUGCUCUGGGGCAACUUGCCAGAUUUGGAGGAAGGCACAGAUGAAGAUGUGUCAUGCAUCUCUGAGGAGGAGUAUAUCAGAUAACUGUUACCUACAAUAUACCUCAGUGUCUUCCCUUGUUAUGUUGCAUUAAUGU
This is a messenger RNA of Tinamus guttatus (white-throated tinamou), 376 nucleotides long. It is a transcript of the gene RUMY1, whose product is annotated as regulator of UNG2 and MKLN1 interacting yippee protein 1. Gene Ontology annotation, cellular component: cytosol. The record is from RefSeq and is a predicted model, not a curated record. Lineage: Eukaryota; Metazoa; Chordata; Aves; Tinamiformes; Tinamidae.